UUAGUUUUAGGUAGACGAGCGCAGGCGGCUUGCCAGGGAGGAAGAGGCGUUCGAAAGUAAGUCGUCGCGCCUAACAAGAGACGAAACAUGAACGCCGCACUGGUAGCCGGAUUGGUCAUCACAUCAUUAUUGGCAGGCUGCGAAGCGCAAGCAGCAAUCAAAGGUCAGAACGUGAUGUACCCUCCUGGGCCGGGCACCAAGGGCGGAGGCUACUUCCCCGACGGCGGCGGCUACAUGCCCGGCGCCAAGGGAGGCAUGAAGGGCGGAGGAUACAAGGGAUACCCACCACCGCAGCAGCCGCAGUUUCCCAUGAUGCCGCAGCAACCGCAGUUCCCGCAGUUCCCGCCAAUGGGACCACCCCAGCGACCGAUGAAUCCAGGCCAGCAGCCCUACUUCGGUUGAAUCCCGCGAGUUGACGCUCGCACGGCCACGGCGGCGAGGGUUUGAGUGCUUAAGUUACGUUAAAAACAAAAAAUAUAUAAAAAAUAUGUAGAGCGAGAGAGCGCUUUGCUGGUUGCUUCGUUUCUAUGGCGCGCGUCUACAUACCUUGAAGAAAUAAAAGAACGUCGUCUGCUGUGUCACUGUUCCCCGGUGGUUGUACAAUGUCUGUAUUCGUGUCAUCAUCAGCCUGAUUA
Rhipicephalus sanguineus (brown dog tick) is the source of this 635-nucleotide messenger RNA. Its product is annotated as calcium-binding protein P. The record is from RefSeq and is a predicted model, not a curated record. The transcript is spliced from 3 exons. NCBI's taxonomy places the organism in Eukaryota, Metazoa, Arthropoda, Arachnida, Ixodida, Ixodidae. The coding region runs from base 88 to 402 and encodes 104 amino acids.